UGUUUACAAUCAUCCCAUCACGAAAUGGCAGAACAUCAAGAUCGGAUCAUCCUUCCUGGCUUCGGUCGGCCACUUGACGAUUACAAGCAAGACGAAAGGCCGGACUUUGAUCAUGCAAUUCGUGAUUUAUGCCAGAGUCUAGGAGUGGUGUUGCGGGAACGGCGAAUGAUUGACUUUAUAAAUCAGAUCAGCGACAAGCCAGAAUGGGAUAGGAAGGUGUUUGAUGAGGACAUCGUGAGUAAAUGGAUGGCUGAGGCUUGUGUGUGGAAAGAGGAGUUGAAUGAUGACUAUCUUUCGGCUGCCAUGUUUGACUAUUGCAUCAGAGAGCUUCGUGACAAAGCUGCCUAUUUUCAAAAGUCUCAGAUGGUCUGUGUGCUGGAUUGCGAGACAGCAAUCGUCAAAUCCGACACGGCAGUUUCCCAGGACUUGAUGAAUGCACUUCGACAGAACGUACGUGCCCUGGAGGAAGUUCCAGAUUCAGCAAAAGACUGGCAUCCUGGAUCAGACCAUAAGGUGUUGGAUCUGUUACAUCCUUCGCUCUUUCCGUUGGUCCAUGGAAAAUCCCGCGCAUUGCCGUACAGGACUGUCCCCCUGGACAGCUGCACCCGAUUUAUCGGCGAGGGCGAAAUAGUCAAUCCUGAAUUACAUACUAAAGUAGUAGAUAGAUGGGAUUAUAAGGGCCAACUCAAGCCGUGGGGGAACUUCCAAUGGCUUCCAUCGAAUGUGCAAUUCGAAGAUGGCCGACCGAGCAUCACCAGUUACAUCAAUAACCUGCACCCUCACGACCACAAGGAACUCUAUGGAGCUUUAGAAGGCUUUCUUGCAGCUGCAAUCCCCCUUUGGAACGAGUGUCUCUCAUGGGAUGUCCCCCGGCUGAGAAUCAAACAUGAGAACUUUUCGGACGAGGAUUUUACAGUUCCCAAUGGAGUUACGUAUACUCCAUCAGAGCAGGACAUGAUAGAUGCUUGCCUUCCAGAUAUGCCCAUGGAUCUUCGGCCACGCACACUGCAGGAGGCGAGAGAUCAAGAUCUCACUUAUACAGAUGGAUUCGUUGAUUGGUUCGAGCAAAACCGAGUUCUCAUUCAGCUUGAGCCAGAGCAUUUCCGGUCGCGCGAGGACUGGAGGGAACAGACCAAGCCGCGCGUUGUGGAUCUGCAAAAGGACUUUGCAAAGUCUGGGCUGCAGGUUAUUUUCAAGCUGGCCAAUACACACCUCACCCCGGAAGGUCCCGAGUAUACGGGUGGAAGCUGGCACAUCGAAGGCGCUUUGAACGAGCACAUCAGUGCUACUGCCCUCUACUAUUACGAUGAGGAGAACAUCACGCCCUCUCAUCUUUCCUUCCGCCAGUCUGUGGAAAGUGUGAACAUCACGGGCAGUGCUGCCCAGGGCGAAUAUCACUCGGCAGAACUAUACUUCGGAGUCGAGUACGAUGAUCCCGCGAUCCAAAAACUGGGCAGUGUCUUGACAAGAUCUGGCCGUCUUCUCACAUUCCCAAAUGUCCUCCAACAUAAAGUCCAACCAUUCCGACUGGCUGAUCCGACUAAACCAGGCCACCGAAAGAUUUUGGCCAUGUUCCUUGUAGAUCCCCAUAUCCCCAUUCUCUCAACGGCAAACGUCCCACCUCAGAGGAGGGACUGGUGGGCAGAUGAACUGCGGAAUGUGCCCCCCUUUCACGCUUUACCCUUGGAGAUUUUCAACAAUAUUCUUGAAUACGUGGAUGACUUUCCUAUGAGCUGGGAGGAUGCUGUGGAAGUGAGACAGAAACUCAUGAACGAACGAGGAGCGUUGACAGACCGAGUCGACACUUUCAUGAGAAAUGAAACAUAUAGCUUCUGCGAGCAUUAAAACGCCUUCACUUUUGUCAAUAAUAUUUGCAAUGCCACAUGCCUUACGUAUAUAAAGCUAGAAACGCCGUUAUAUCUAAUCUUGGAUAAUUGCACCAUGGAAAACACAAAGCUAUUAGAAAAUGUAUUAAAACCCAAACCAUUACACCGUA
Molecule: messenger RNA, 1996 nt
Organism: Aspergillus wentii DTO 134E9
Lineage: Eukaryota; Fungi; Ascomycota; Eurotiomycetes; Eurotiales; Aspergillaceae
Exons: 4
Coding region: 25-1845 (606 amino acids)
Source: RefSeq, a predicted model, not a curated record